AUGGAUCUCCGCGGAACGAUCGUGACUGUUGAUGUUUCUGGUUUGCUUUUUCCUUGUCUCGCCGGCUUCCUCGCCACCACAACUCACAGCCUCCCCCGGGCUACCUGCGCCCGUUCCGGAUCGACGCGCAGUACGGAGGGGGCUGGGAGGAGCUCAGUGCACCAGCUCCAGGAAGAGACGGAAACUACAAUUCCCGUCACGCCCUGCAGCCGGCUCCCUCCUCCUGCCACUCCUCCCCCCUCAGCCCGCGGCCGGGCGGCGCUGGGCUUUUAUCUGCGGACCCGGCGAGAGGGACCCAGAUCCCGGCGAUCUUCCCCGACGGCAGCCCUUUUCCCGGCAGCGGCUGGGGCUUUAACCGGGUUCAGCCUCUGCGUCCGCGCCAGCCGGGGGUCCUUGGGGCAAAGGGUCGGUCCCGGGCGCAGCGACAGGAUGGUCAUCCGCGUGUUCAUCGCGUCUUCCUCGGGCUUCGUGGCGAUAAAGAAGAAACAGCAGGAUGUGGUUAGAUUUCUGGAAGCCAACAAGAUAGAGUUUGAGGAGGUGGAUAUCACAAUGUCUGAAGAACAGAGGCAGUGGAUGUACAAAAACGUCCCCCCAGAAAAGAAGCCUGCUCAGGGAAAUCCUCUGCCACCUCAGAUAUUUAAUGGCGACCGAUACUGUGGAGUUAAGAAAAGAAAAACGGAGAAUCUUCUUUCUAAUGAGUAAGUUAGGAUUUGCUUUUCUGCCAUAGCUCUAUAAGUCAGUGUUUAUGUUGGGACCUGUCCUACAGUUCUUUAAGGAUGGCCUGGGGAAGAGAACUACAGUGCUGAGGUGCUUGAGAUGAAAUAAAUAGCUGGGUUGUCAUUAGGGAGGAGGAAAGGGAUAACAGAGGGCUUUUGGUGGUGUCAAAGGUAACAGUACCCUCCCCCCCAUGUGCAUAAAGGAGAGUAAGUUGGAGCAUAAAGCCAUGAAUACAUUAUACACAGACUUGUUACCUGUAGCAUAGUGGGGAGAAUCCUGAACAUGGCUCCAGAUAUAGCUUUGGGUUUUGGUACUGCCUUUUGUUGGCUAUGACUCCUUUCGGAUGUUACAUAUCUCUUUAAGCCUCAGUUUUCACAUCUUUAAGCAAGAG
Galeopterus variegatus (Sunda flying lemur) is the source of this 1108-nucleotide messenger RNA. RefSeq names its product SH3 domain binding glutamate-rich protein like 2 (gene SH3BGRL2). NCBI's taxonomy places the organism in Eukaryota, Metazoa, Chordata, Mammalia, Dermoptera, Cynocephalidae. The coding region runs from base 1 to 702 and encodes 233 amino acids. The transcript is spliced from 4 exons. Gene Ontology annotation, cellular component: cytoplasm. The record is from RefSeq and is a predicted model, not a curated record.